Parastagonospora nodorum SN15 is the source of this 828-nucleotide messenger RNA. RefSeq lists its product as hypothetical. The transcript is spliced from 2 exons. The coding region runs from base 1 to 828 and encodes 275 amino acids. The record is from RefSeq and is a predicted model, not a curated record. NCBI's taxonomy places the organism in Eukaryota, Fungi, Ascomycota, Dothideomycetes, Pleosporales, Phaeosphaeriaceae.
AUGGUUCCUACCCGGGCUUCAUCUUCACGCCGUCUAGAAAACGAUCAACCUCUCAAGAAAAACCGCAACGCCAAGUUCAGCUCACGGGUGGCGUCGCUACACGAAUCACUGCGCGAUGAUAAACCAAGCUUGUUAGCACCUAUGCGAAAGAAUAAGCUACAGAACUUGACUGAUGUGGUGGUCGUUCGCGAGAGCAAGCUCAAGCAAGCCAUUGUACUUCUCUCAAAGCACCUCGAGCUCAUGAAUUGCGUGAAUAUCCUUGAAGUGAUCGGGCCUCUUCGUAUCGCACACACCCACAGCUUGGGCAUUCCGCCCCAUUUUCACUCCAAGGAAGGAAUCAAGCUAAACGAUGAACGGUCACAUCCUCUGGACACCUACAUGGCUCUUAUGACACUUCUUUGCCCGAACAUCAAAGCAAUGUCGCUUCUACUUGGCAUCCAAAAGUCUUUCGCGGGGAUAUAUGACCUUCUUCCGAUCCCGUUCUCCCCGCUGACUAAGCCCUCGAAUAAUGGAUGCUUCAAGCCUGCAACCCCUUUCCAUCCCCUAGCAUGUCCGAUAUUUCACGAUAAGUUGGAGUCACUCACAUUGACGCAGUGUCGGGGAUGGGCAAGUCUCGUUCAUAAUGAGACGAUGUUAUCAGCCAUGCAAAGCGGCAUCCGGACAAAUGGCCCUAUACCCAUCACGCUGCGCGACUUCAAGCGAUGGUGCCAGCUUGAUGUACCUAUGGAUUUCGCAUUCGGAGAUAAGGAGAUCGUGAGCUGCAAUGAGCUCUUCGUACCGGGAUGCAAGGAGAUCGUACUCGGAAAUGAGGAGGUCGUAAGCAGCUGA